AUGGUAGAGGGUGAUGAACAACAUGUAUCUGGAGAGCUGAACAAUGUAGAAGAAGCCGACAUUAGUGACACGAGCUCAGCAUCAAUCGCCACUAUGACCACAACGUCGACCGACGGUACGACUUCAACAUCUACCGAUGACACGACCUCAACGUCUAUCGACGGCACAACCUCAAUGUCUACCAACGGUACGACCUCAACGUCUACCGACGGCAAGACUUCAACGUCUACUGACAGCAGGACCCCAACGUCUACCAACGAUACGAUCUCAACGUCCAUCGACGGUACGAACUCAGAAACGAUCGACAACAUCUCAGCAGCGAUCGACACAGACUUUUGUCAUCGAUCGAUACCACUCGAAAUCCCUGACAGAUCGAGUUGUCCUCACGACAUUGCAAAAUCGACACUGAAGAGCAUUGAUAUAUCAAGUUGUGAUCCUACCUCAGAUGGAUACAGAGAAAUCACCAUGUACGAUUUCUUGGAGCUAGAAGAGUUCUUGGAGUUGGAGGAUGGAUAA
Brassica napus (rape) is the source of this 516-nucleotide messenger RNA. RefSeq names its product bypass of stop codon protein 1-like. The coding region runs from base 1 to 516 and encodes 171 amino acids. NCBI's taxonomy places the organism in Eukaryota, Viridiplantae, Streptophyta, Magnoliopsida, Brassicales, Brassicaceae. The transcript has a single exon. The record is from RefSeq and is a predicted model, not a curated record.